GGGUGGCAGGCGAAUCCCUGCGUGCAGAGGGUGCCGAGGCAGGGAUUGUCGGGCAAAGCGCGCGGGCUGCGGUCCAGGCCACCCUAUCCCCUCCAAAGCCAUGGCUUCCAAACUCCUGCGCGCGGUCAUCCUCGGGCCGCCCGGCUCGGGUAAGGGCACCGUAUGCGAGAGGAUCGCCCAGAACUUUGGCCUCCAGCAUCUCUCCAGCGGCCACUUCUUGCGGGAGAACCUCAAGGCCAGCACGGAAGUUGGUGACACGGCAAAGCAAUAUCUAGACAAAGGUCUUCUGGUCCCUGAUCAUGUGAUCACACGCCUCAUGGUGUCAGAACUGGAGACCCGGAGCUCACAACACUGGCUUCUAGAUGGCUUCCCAAGGACAUUAGUACAGGCAGAAGCCUUGGACAGAAUCUGUGAUGUGGACCUAGUGGUCAGUUUGAAUAUUCCCUUUGAGACACUUAAAGACCGUCUGAGCCGACGAUGGAUUCACCCUUCUAGUGGGAGGGUCUAUAACCUGGACUUCAACCCCCCUCAAGUGCUGGGGAUUGAUGACAUCACUGGCGAGCCACUUGUCCAACAGGAAGAUGACAAACCUGAAGCAGUUGCUGCCAAGCUACGACGGUACAAGGAUGCCGCAAAACCAGUCAUCGAACUGUACAAGAGCCGAGGGGUGCUCCACCAGUUGUCUGGGACGGAGACUAACAAAAUAUGGCCUUAUGUUUACACACUUUUCUCAAACAAGAUCACACCUAUUCAGUCCAGAGCCGCAUACUGAGCCUGCCAUCGGAAGAACCAAGAAGACAUGGUCGUUCACUCAAUCAUGAUGUGUGUCGUCUGGUGCCCUGGCCAAAUUAGAAGCUAGCUGAGAUAGCUUGCAGCAUCUUUUCUAGUUUAAGUGACGAGGUAAUGAGGAAAAUCUAGUGGGUAGAGAGAACUCUGCCUUUGAGAAGCUGUAGCUCUGCAGGUGGGAGAGCAAGUACAGACUGGAUUUCCACCAGCGCUGAGCCGAUACUCUCUCGAUGGGUUGACAGCCAUGUGCUGCUGUCCUAGCCUUUUUGCAUGCAAUGGUGGUAGAAGUCCUGGUUCAUGCCACCUUGCACAGGCUGUUGAACCACAGCACUAUAAGCCUGCGGACUUGAGGGGCUGUGGUUCCAGCUUGUCCCCUGCCAUGCCCUCUUGAUGACAAUUGAAUUGAUGCUAAUUGCACUCAGUGACUGUUUCUCCCUCCCAUCCUAGACAUCCUAGUUUCUGCUGACUGUGUCUUCUCGUCCGCUGGCUCCCUUCAUAUGCUACUCAGUAACACAGUAGUCUCUGCAUUUUUUCCUCUGACUUGCUCCUUCUACAAGCUGAGAACCAGGGGACUGGACUCAGUCCCUUCAUAAUGGGAACUGAGCCAGGCUCUCUGCCUGUCUUGAACCUACUCUGUACCUUUUAUUGUUUAAAAAAGAUUCCCCAAAGUCUCUGGGAGUUCUCAAAAGAAGUGUGGAACGAUCACGAUCACAUCUGCAUAGACGUAGUAAUCGUAUGGAAAUCACUGGACCAAUGAGAUGAGUUAGGCUUCUUUACUCAAGGCAAGAUGAGUAUUGAACAUGCUGCUAAACAUUAAUGCUGACAGUACCGUGUUUUCCUUUGUGAGUGAUCCAAGCAGAUGGUAAGAAGUCAGUAAAGGGAACAAGCCUGUGGGCUUGGAGCAUCUUGCACUAGAUGUACAUUGCACCUGCACAGAGUAAGACGGCUUUACCGUUAUGGGAACGUAGAAUCUUUUUUCUUCCUAUUCCAAAGAUGCAGUCUGUAGGUGGCCAUAAAGUCCAGAAAUGAAGAUGCUAAUAUUUUGUUAAUCAUCAUGUGUCAAUAAAGCAUUUGUUAAAAGACUUCCCUGGUUUCCAGACUUGUUGGCCACCUUGUAUAAUUCUUACUCUUCUCUGGAAGAAUGGUGAAAUUUCCUCCCUCUGCCUUAAAAAGGUAUCCCGCACCCAACUGUCCCCAGGGGAGCGUCCUUUAUUACUGGUGGUUUAGUGUGACUGCUCAUAGUCUGUGUGGGGGCGCGGUGUGGGGUGGACUUAGCACUUUAGUCGUAUUGAAACAUGUUAUCACAUUCUAAACGUGUCCUGUGAAUCCCCAGUCCAUUCACUGCCAUAUAUUCUGUGUGCUAAUGAGUCUGUCUUCCUUACUGUACUGCCUGGACUCUUGUGGUUCCUCUCAAUUGUCCUUCCACAUGCGUGUUCUUGGCUGCCUUAGUGGAAUUGCAGACCAGCAUCCCUCUCUCAUGCUGUCAAUACAGAGAAAUCAGGUGGUUCACUUGGUAAGCUUCAGAAGCGAAGGUGCCCGACUCAGCUCUGUGACCAUCCGGGUGUUGUCGUGUUGAUGGUGACUACUUUGGAAGCUUGCACUUGGUGUAGGGGCCAGGUCAAACAGAUACAGCCCAGGCUUCCUGGGGAACAGGUCAGGUGUGGGGGAUCACCCUGAGAUUAUUCCCACAAACUAAGGGAAGUAGAGAAUUAAAGCAACUCAGGGUAACUUGAGCGGUAUCUUCCUACUUGAGCAAGGGUGCGACCAGGUCUCUGCCUACACACUGUUUCUCCAUCUUUUUCUUUUUCGCAUUUCAAGCUAUGGUAGCUAGCACUGGGACAAAAGGGUCAGGAGUGUCUGUCUGCUGGUGAGACCAACAAGGGACAAAAGACGUCUUUGCUGAUUUUCAUGUCCAUUGGCCUAAAAAACAUCUGGUUUUCUACACUGGACUCAAUCUGUUCUUUUCAAUGAUUUUUGUGGAAAGAGCAUUAAUACAGAAAAUACCUUGACAAAGGUCCUUUCUUUCAUGCAUGCUUUCCCUUCAGAUGGAAGCCAAGAGUCUGGGUGGUUUCUGAGAGUCCAAUCUGACCUUAGUUAAUUAAUUCACAGGUUCCACCCAGCUCCUUAAGUUUGCUUUCCACAGCUCUCUUGCUUAGAACUUGGAGAACCCGGCCUGUUUGUUCCUUCAGUAUUAUGACCAAAAGGUGCUGUGAAAAGGAGGCCUUAUGCGUGGAUUGUGUGCUCUCGGGACCUCUGCUAGCAUCUUGGUGAAUCUUCCUCGCACCCCGUGAGGUAGAUACAACCAGUCAGUCUUUCCUAUAAGCAAAGAGUCCAGGUUAUAUAGUCUUGCCCAGGCUCUUGAUACAAGUAAAUAGUGCAGCAAUGACUCAGUCCCAGGUUUUCCUGUUUCGGAAACCAUGGCCUUUUUUAUUGGGUGUUAGUUGUCUUGCCCUAAGCAACCCAGGACCAUGAGCCUGCUUAGGUCUGCUUGUGGGCUCUGGAUGAGUGACUGCCUGAGGCUUUACUCUACUUUGAGGCAGGCUGGGUUUGGACACAAAUGAUUGACCUCAGUACCGGAUGUCAGGAAGCCAUGAAGCCAUAUGAAGAAAACCUGCAUUUAUUAGAAUAAAUGCAAACUGCACAAUUCUUGCCAGAAUAAGUGCCACCACCUGUACCCUGGCACUCCUUGGUGUGGCCAUUCUGUAUGUGGUUGGGCAUGAAGGAGACAGGCAAAGGUUCACGUGUGACAUUCAUAUAGACUCUGUAGUGACAGACAACUAUAGGAAGCACAGUGUCUUUCAAUAAAAGGUUCUUUAAUAAAGCCUUUGGAAGGAUCAUCACCUCUUGGAUUAGGGAAAAGGGAAGGAAACGGAAAACUUGGUCUUUGUGUAAAGUACAAGCAAUGUUAGGGCUCAAGGCUUUUCUAUUUUAUGAGAAUUUGUACUACUGAGUUUUUUGUUUUUGAGAUGAACAGAUCCCUGGGGGAGUAUGUUGAGCUAUGAUAGCAUUUCACUGUGAUCUCCCAAAGUUCAAGGCAGUCUUCUAACCCAGUGCCACUGACCUGUGAAAAAUGGUGGCCUAAGUUUCCCAGGAGCCAACAGGUCACCUUUUUUUAGUGUGACAAUUGGUAUUCUUGAUUUGGGCAUAUAUGCUUAAUUCAGAGUAUCUGAGUGUGUUCUGUAUAUGCUAUCCUAACUAUUCAUUGUAUUAAUUGAUUUUUUUGUUAUCUUGCUUGAGGAUUGAUUUGUAUUCAAUUUGAUAGAAAUAAACGUUUUUUUCCUGCUUAA
This is a messenger RNA of Mesocricetus auratus (golden hamster), 4073 nucleotides long. It is a transcript of the gene Ak4, whose product is annotated as adenylate kinase 4. Bases 101 to 772 code for a protein of 223 amino acids. The record is from RefSeq and is a predicted model, not a curated record. NCBI's taxonomy places the organism in Eukaryota, Metazoa, Chordata, Mammalia, Rodentia, Cricetidae. Gene Ontology annotation, biological process: nucleobase-containing compound metabolic process. The transcript has 5 exons. Gene Ontology annotation, cellular component: mitochondrion; cytoplasm. Gene Ontology annotation, molecular function: AMP kinase activity; nucleoside diphosphate kinase activity; ATP binding.